This is a messenger RNA of Toxoplasma gondii ME49, 7999 nucleotides long. RefSeq lists its product as hypothetical. NCBI's taxonomy places the organism in Eukaryota, Apicomplexa, Conoidasida, Eucoccidiorida, Sarcocystidae. The transcript has 11 exons. The coding region runs from base 1217 to 6775 and encodes 1852 amino acids. The record is from RefSeq and is a predicted model, not a curated record.
GCCUCAGCUCCGCGCUCCCGUUCCGACACCAGCAUCGCUCUUCUGUUCUCGGUCUCCGUUGGCGCCUAGCUAUACCCCCCGACACCAGCAAGCGCCCAAGCUGGGGAGUGACAGCUCGCUGCGAGUCUUUUUUCUGGAUUUCCUUGUGGUUUUUUGUCGACAUUUGUCCUUGCAAAACCUUCUUUCCCCUCAGCAGUAGUCCUGUCUCCGCCCACCCUGAACGCUCGGUUCGCAGCUGUGUGUCUUCUGGUUCUCUAGGCGGCACCUCCUCGCUCUCUGUCUCGAGUCCUCCGCCGCGCCGAGGAGCCCCGUGGUGAACUUUUCUGCGGCUUUCAGCGGAAACAGUCAGGCUUCGGGACUUCUUCAGAGUCGACACUUUCUUGGCUUUAGGUCUCUGUCAAAAGCACGAACUCCCUAGUUCUCCAGCUUUACGUUUUGACUCGCGACAAAUUGGUGCCGCCAGGCACAUGGACGCGCAGGCGCGCUCCACAACUCUUUCUACUUCUCCGGCCUGUGUCGUCCUCUCUUGAAAGAGCGAAUCGGCACAAAGACCUCAACUGAACUCGAUUCACGACCCUUGCGGAGCUUCUCUUUUCCUCUCUGGGGUUCCACCGCAACGGAGAACUCUGGAGUCGGAAUGAGGGAAGAGCAGUGUGAAGCUCGGUCGCUUCGCCGCAGGAUUUUUCCCAGUUGUUAGUUUCCGUUUGUUGUUGGAGACUUUUUCUCUGCUCCGCUGUUUCCCUGUUAUUAUGUCCCUUCUGUGUGUCCGCUUCCUUUUCGUCCUGUCCUCUCCUGUGCCUUGUUUUUUCUCCGCCGCGGCUGUCUCCUUUUUUUCUUCUCUCGCGCAGGUGUUCGGCCUGCACCUCUGCACUUGCCAGGCGUUGACUCGAGCUUUAGUAUGGUGUCGGUUUUCCUCGGUUUCGCUCGUUUGCUGUCCCUCCCUCCAGCCUUUUCUCUCUGCUCUCGCGCGUUUCUCUUCCUGUUCUUCUUCCUGUCUUCUUGCCUCUGUCUCUUCCGCUGCUCCCUGCCGCUUCUCAGGUUUCCUCGCCUCUCCUGAGUUCCCUUCGAGCACUGACUCCCUCGCUGGGUCGCUCAGAAUUGCGCCGCAGCCUCCGUUUCCUAGCCCUGCUGCGACUCUUCUGUGAAGGAUGUGACCAGCGGGUCACACGCUUUCCUUGUUGGACAAGUUCCGCGUUUCGCGCUUUUUAUUUUCCCCAUGGAGGAUGCGGCUUUCAGCUUUCACAUCGACGGCUCUGGGUUCGUCGACAGCGAAGGCCUUUUUCUCCACUCGCCUUCUUCCUUGGGGUCUCCGUGCUCCUCGCCUUCGCCCAGUCGCGAAAAGGACGCUUUCUCGGUGGUAGAGGCGGUCCCAAGCUCGCCGAAGAAUCCAGCGAACUGCGCAAGCGGACGUGAGUCCGGCGAACUGACUAACGGAGCCCCAGCGUUCUCCGGAGAAAGCCGCAACUCCGUGGACGUGGAAGACGCCGCACACCCCCGAGAACACUGCGGAGGAACAGAUCCCUUCGAUCGACAAGAGACUCUUCGCAAACCAGGUAGCCCUGGUCCCCAAGACUCCUUCGGGGCAAAGGAAACAGCUGGUGGAGAAGAUCCUUUCCAUGACGACGAUCCCUUCGGUUCCUCCAAGUGCACCGUCGACGUCUCCGUUGACAGUGUGCAAGCGAACGAGCAGGAACGAGGGAAUUCGACAGUGCAUGGCGUUUGGGGGCGAGAGAACGGAGCGUACCCAAGUGGCUUUUCUGUCUCCACGGACUCGCCUUGUUCUUUCUUUCAGGAGACGAAACGCGAGGAACCCCCGCACUCGGUGGACUGCUUCCUCCGCGGAGACACCCUGGGGAUCCAGGAGGCCUUCGAGUGGGGCGCGGAGACAGUGGAGACACGCGCGGGCGAACAGAGCCGCGCAGGCGGACCCCCCACAGCGCGUGCAGUUGAGUGGCGAAGCGCGGAGGAGAAAAAGAGCGAGAGAAGAAACUCAACGACAGACACCUUUGCGGGGGGAGUCUGGGGAAACGCAGAAGAGAGGAGAGAACCAGACGGGGAGCCUUGUGAAGCAGAAAAUAAUUCGGAAGAGACCCUGAGAACAGACAGAGACAAAAGAGAAGACAGAGAAGACAGAGGAGACAGAGAAGACACAGGAGGAAGAGAACAAGGCAGAGAAGAGAAGGGCGAAGAAGAAGACUGGCAAGACGAUACCUGGCAGGGAUUUCAAUCUGCGCCGCCUUCUCCAGUGUCUGCCUUUCCAACUCAAAGCGACGCCCCUGUGGAGCCAAAAACUUUUGAGAGAAGGGGGGCAGACGAUUCUGUCGGCGUCACUUCUGACGCCUGCGCCGUUUCGCGCGAGGGACAUCCUGGAGAAAGUCACGAAGACGGCAAAGUUUUCGGCGCUCCUUCAUCCGAAGCCACCCUCUCUUCUGCUCACGAGCACUACGCUCAUUUACAGCCUCUUUCGCACUCGUCUCUCUCGUCUUCCUCGCCGGCUUCGUCUCUCUCGUCUUCCUCGCCGGCUUCCUCUCUCUCCUCUUCCUCGCAAGCUUCCUCUCUCUCUUCGUCCGCUGCUCCCUGCCCAUCCUCCUCUUCCGGUUUGAAAGAAGCUCCCGUUCCCUCCGUGGCUGCUGCGGCGUCUGAGCACUUGUACCAAGCCGUAGCUUAUGGAAAGAUUUGCCUGCUGCCUGUGAAGGACUGGGAGGGCGACCGCGAGGCGCGGAGCGCAAUUGUGAGUCGGCUGAGCGCCGCACUCUAUGCGGUUCUCGAGGAGACCGUUGCGCAGAGCGUAGCGGUGACCAGCAAGACGACAAAGUACCUGCGGGCGCGAUCGAAAGUCGAGGGCGACUACGCCAAGUUGCUGAGACAGUGCGUCGCGUCGGGCCGGACGAAGCACGAGACGCAUCCGUUCUCCCUUUUGCAGACGCGAAACUCAGAGCAGUUUGCCCGAAAGGAGAGACAGAGUCACGAGACUGUCGGCGCGGGACAGCCCUCUGGACAGUCAGUUGCGACAGAAAAGGAUGGAAUAAACGACAAAACGGAGAAGCGAGAGAAGAGAGGGUCGGUCGGCGCGAAGCGUCGGCCGAGUCUCGGGAAGAGGGAGGAGGAGGAAGGAAGAAAGGGGGGGGGUCUUUUCUCGGGUGGGGAGAAGACUGAGGAAAGUCGACGCAAGUCUUAUUUUUCUUUUUCUCAAACUUCAAAGAAGACACCAUCCCUUCACUGCCCCGAGGCGCGGGUAUCCGCAAGCGUUUCUGGGUGUGAGGGCGCGAGCGCGAGGAGAGACGACUCCAGAGAGACCAGCUCGCAUUCCUCUGAACGACGGAGAUCGUCGCGGUUCUCUCGAGACUCUUCUGCCCGAGAAAAACACGAAGCACCGCGCGGCUCUUCUCACUCUUCCCUGGACUCUUCUCAGAGUUGCGAGGCAGAGAGAACAAGUCGUCGCGGCAAAAGCGAAACUGGCGGCGGGUGUGAACUCGCCCCCACCACCUCUUUGGACCCCCGAGACCGCUUGCAGGCCUUCGGGGCGGCCGAACAGCGGCCUUCUACAGAGCCUGUCAAAGAGCUUUUUAACGAGUUCUGUGGAGAGCGGAACCGUGUGGGGGAUCCCAGCGGGUCGCUGGGCUCGAUGUAUGAGGACAUGGCAAUCGAUUCGAUUCCGGAAGGGCUUCAGGACGAAGGAAAGGAAGAGUCGACUUCCCACAACUCGACUCCCGCGCUGACGGUCUCGGCACCUCGCGAGGAGACCGGUAUAUCUUCGGGAGCCGAAAACCGGGCGCGAGCCGCGUCUGGGCCUGGCCUUGCCUCCUCCGAGAAAGGCAGGUGGGGCUCCGCCGCCGCCUUUCUCUCGCAGCUCGCGCCACAGUUCGCCAGACCUGGCCUGUCUCCGGAGGCCCAGCGGAGCCCAGAGGCGAGUGAGGAGGCUGGCCAGAAGGGAGAAGAAAGGGCCGAGUCCAGCGCGGCGCUGUGCUCUGCCGGACAAGAUCCAAGAGCUGUUCAAGAGACGCUGUUCCCCUCCAUGUCCUCCAGUGCCUGGCUUCUCGGCUUGCUCGAGAUGAAUCAGCAAACGGCCCUGCAGAGCGACAUCCUCGGAGCCUUCGUCGAAACUGAGCUCGUCCAAAACUUUCUGCAGAAACUCUGCUCAGAGUACGAACGCGCCGCGGCCAGACAUCUCGACUCCGUCAAGAAGUAUCGCCACCAAGCCGCAAAAGCCAAUGAAGUUUGCCGACAGGUGUGGCUCACGUAUGAACAGGCAUGCGAGGAGGCUUCCAGGGACACACUUCACGCGAUGAGUCGCGAAGGCCCCUCGACUGGAGCCCAAGGAACAGGCACCGGCGGCGCCGCGACCGCGGGGACAGGGGCGACGCGCAAGAGCCCGCAGUGCAGCUGGUUGUUGGAGAGAAAAUUCCAAGUGGCGGCACGGAAGGCGCAAGAAGAGGAAUUGAUGCAUGUAGGAGCUCUUCUGGGUUGUCUCUUUCAACUGCAGUGCUUGGAGAAGUGGAGAUGCGAGACACUGCGCCACGCCCUCCAGUCGUUUCUGCUCAAACUGCAGAGUUGCCUCUCUGUCGUCCUCGUCACUCUCGACAGAGUCUCUGAAAUUCUCGAAGCCGAUCCUUCAUUUGCACCUCACGGAGGCAUUGGAUCUCGUUCUUCUUCAGAGAUUCGAGGCGAGUCUCUGUUGCUCGCGUCUUCGAGUGUCCGGUCAAUUUCCUUUCCUUCUUUUUCGCACCCAGGAGGAGGUUCCCCGCGCUCUGCAGCUGCACAGAUUGCUGAGAGGCUUCGUCAGAGUCAACAAGAGAACUUGGAUUUGUUGCGAGAGAAACGACGAGAGCUGUGGGGCACACGGGACCUGUCUCCCUACCUCCCGGGAGGCGCGGGCUGUCUCGACACCGCAGCGCUCGGCUCCCCACACUCGCGCUCUGCUCUUCGUCCGAAAAAAAAGGAGCACAAGAAACAGAGCGAGAAAAAACGGAGAGAGAGAGCGAGGACGAUGACCUAUUCGACGCCCACACAGAACGACCUCGUCGACAGAGCCCAGUUCGGAGACGAGCCAGACGGCCUCUCGAGCGACGAGGAAGCGCGAGAAAAAAUCAGAGACUGGGGAGGAGCGACGGGAGACAGAGAGGAUGUCGACAUCGAAGGCGCAUCCAGCGCAGGUGACGAAGAAGAGGACGCACAGACGAGAAGAAGCGCGAAGAAGAGUUCCGCAAGACACGGCGACGGAAGACGAUCUCUGCAUGCACGGGGAGACGCUGGGAGCGACGCAGGGAGAGAGAGAAGAGAGCGAGGGGGGCAGAACCGGGCAGAAGGGGAGGAGACAGACGGUGGAAGCGAGCGCAGCAGACAUGCUGAAGAAGACGACGCUGACGCUUUGCCAAGGAUGUGUGAGAGAGGAGAAAACGAGAAGGAAGCAACUGGGCGAAGGAGCUCCUUAGAUCCCGCUAGACGCCUGCCUCCGCGUUCGAGACUCACACGACUACCGAAGGACAAAAACAAUGAAGGUUCCGCUGAACACACGGGAGAAAAAAGGAAAACGAGCAAAGUGAAACGAGACUCUGAAGAGGACCGAGAGGAUUUGACGGCUGUCUGUUCUCUACUCAAACACUGCGGACUGUUGGAGGCGUCUGCUCGCCACAGUUUGGAUGGGAGAACUUCGUUGGAGGACUUUCUCCCCGCAUGCGUGAAUUGCUCGUUGAUUGUCAACUUGGCGCGACAGCUGCAGGACUCUCCUUUCCCCUCCACUCACCGCGUGUACAGACAGGGAGUGGUGGAGCGGCAGGCGGGCGGCGGCACGGGGGGGGCUUUCUCCGGUUUUCUGCAAAAAUGGCGACAUGGCUUUCUCGUCCUCACUUGGGAUCGCUUUCUCCACAUGUUCAGGCAGGAAGAAGACAUCCAAGAAGCCAAGCCACCCUGCUGGAGCAUCUGUCUGGCUAGAAGCGAGGUGCACAAAUGCAAAACGCGCGACCAGAAAGAGGCCACAAUUGAAAUCCGAGAGAAACGAAGACGCUUCUUUUCGUCUCGUGUCUCUGGAGUCUUUCGGCCGCCGACGUCGCGCGAGUGCGACGAGUGGAUGGCUGCACUUGAGACUGUGGCGAACGAUUCGACAUUCUUCGAGGCAGCCGCUGUGCGCGCGACGACGUGGCGCCCCUCAGAUCUCGAGUUGUCGAAUCCCCAGCGGCGAGGUUCCAACGCCUCUGGAAGUCCGCGCUUCUGGGGCAACGGUUGCUUGAUUUCUUCGCUCGCAGCUUUCCACGUGGACACACUAUCGCCGGAGAGCAGCGCAACAGUCGACGAGUCUUCCGUCGGCGAGGCGUCGCGGUGUUCGUCACCGACUUGGCGAGUGCCGCCGCACUACCACGACGUCGCCAUUUCGACUUUCUCAGCAUGUCCUCUUUCUCGAGAGGCAGCAGACUCGGAAGGCGCGCAAGGACUCGGGAAGAGCGCGUUCUCGUCCUCUCUGCAGCUCUUUGAGCAUCGCCGAAGAAGCUCGCUGUCCUCGACCUCGCCUUCCUCGCUGCGCAGCGGGCCUCGGGUCUCCCACUUGUUCGCAGACACGCACAGCGACCGGCUUUCUCAGGAAACAAGUGGAGAGUUCGACGGACCUCUGCGAAGCCCGGUGGGGUUCACUACGCUCUCCACCCUCCCGUCCUCAGGCAGGAAAGUCAACCCCUUCGGCGACGACGGAGACCAGUCCCCCCGCGCACAGCCGACAGCCUGCAGUGCCGGCAACUUCGGUUUAGACGAAGAAGCCGGAAUCUGGCUAGACAGCAACAGCUAGACACGUUCAGAGACACUUUGUGACCGCGUUUUCCACGGACUGGACCUGUCACUUGUCAGGAAACGUAGACGGCCUGACGAAACAACGUAGGGGGAGCGAGUUAGGCUGGAAGUGGAGAGGAAAUUCAAGCGCCGACACACGCAGAUCGAUGCACACCGAGAGGAAGGGUAGAUCUGCGGGCUGUGAGGCCGGGGCCGUCCCGCACUCAAAACUCUUUUUUGUCGUUGUGCUGUUGGCAAAUGCCGCCUGGAAACCGGCGCGGCCUUUAGGCUCUAGACCUUUGUUUCGAUGUGGACGAGUUUCCUGGAAGGCACCGACCGAACGGAAUCCCCGCAUAGAGCUAAAACCCCAGUGUAGACCACGGAAACUGAGAUAGCUCCCAAAUAGGUUUCAUAGAGAGUGUCUGGUCGCCCCCACCUUUCUGUCGGGCACUCGACCAAGAGUGCCGAGGCGGCUCGAGCCGAUGCGUGGAUGCAUCUUGUCAAGCCCCCAUUUGAACUACAGUGGACUCCGGAAAACCUGCAUUUUGUGGGUUUUAGGAUGGACGAUAUGCACAUGCAUGUCUGCCGAGAUGUGCACGACUCCUGACCACAACGUGCGGCCACGGCGCGUUGCGUCCUUUUUCCAGGAAACGUAUGCGUGUUUUCCGUUGGAAGCCGUCUAGUGCCCUUCCCGUUUGUUGAAAUCCUGUUUCCAUCGGCUGGUUUCCACGAAGAGCCUCUCCUAGCGCCCUCUCACCACCAACAGCCGAGAUCCCGGUAGCUCAUGUGCGCCGUGGGAACUGGGAAAACCGACUUUUUUCAGGGGCUAUUGCAUCGUUUCCCUCGUGCGGGAAAAGCGUAAUUUGUGAAAGCCAUUGUUUCUGCUCCGUUUGGGGAAUAAAACGGUCUCGCACGCAACAGCUGUGCUGUCUUCGGUGGACGCGCUGGCAGUUGAGACCGCAGCGGCAGUGUACACACAGGAGAAAACGCAAGGCUGUGCCGAAGAAACAGCUGGGUCGGGAACUGACACGCGUCUUGCGCCGUGACUUCCGAUGUCUUGGCUACAGCUCUUCAUUUCCGUAAAGAUGGAAAGGCCGCGCGGCAAACAGUGCCAAGCAGCCAUCGAUGGAAACAAUGCUUUCCGUUCCAUAGUGUAAAAACGGAUAUCCUAGCGUUCGAGAAGAUGCGUUCUGCAGGUCACCUCCAAACCCACUUUGCCUAUAUACCAGACGCCACGUGGCAC